This is a messenger RNA of Sapajus apella (tufted capuchin), 1517 nucleotides long. RefSeq lists its product as uncharacterized. NCBI's taxonomy places the organism in Eukaryota, Metazoa, Chordata, Mammalia, Primates, Cebidae. The coding region runs from base 3 to 305 and encodes 100 amino acids. The record is from RefSeq and is a predicted model, not a curated record. The transcript is spliced from 3 exons.
GGAUGGAGGACUCCAGGGCACAGCGCUCAGGACGGGGCCGGCGGGGAUACUGCGCGCUGGCCGCCGCCCUGCUGUGGCCCAUCCUCCUGCCGCUGCGCGUCCAGUCCGCCCCGUCCCUCUCCGCAGCAGGCAUGUUCCUGCGUGGAGCAUGGAGUUACGUGAUGGCCUGCCUGUCCGCGAAGUUCCUCCGGCCUCCUCCGAUUCUGUGGCUGCAAAUCCACAGAGAGGAGCUCCGCAGGCCUGCUGGAGCACAGUGCCGGUGUGUUCCGGAGCCUGGAACCCACCUCCGUGCUCAGGGCUGCUAGCUGCAUUCAGUCUCUUUUCAUAGAUGUGGAAGCCAGCAUAGUUAGGAACUUGUCUAAGGUCACGUGGUAAUAAAUACCGGAACAGGGAUUCAAACCCACAUCUCCAGAGAGAGCUCAGAAGCCUUGUGCUUCCCACCAGUGCAGCUGUUCCCAGAGACUCCGGCCCUGUCUCACCGUCCCAGACUGCCUUGAGGGGCUCUUGCUGGCCCGUCUCUAGUGUGGCCAGAUUCUCUCUGGUCAGUGGCAAGGGAGGACACCAGACAACAAGACUGACAUCAGGGACGAGAACAGACCUGCAGGGCCAGCGAUCCAGGCUCGGGAAAGGCUGGGAGUGGCCCCUGCGUGGCUUUCACCAGACCCGUCGUCAGGGGCUCCAGGCCUCCAAGUGUUGUGCUGCCUCCAAAAUCGACCCUGGGUGAGCUGUGGAGGUGAGAAGGCAGUCUGGAUUUCAGAAACUUACCAAAAUCAGUGAGAAAAUCCCGGAGAAACUGACGUUAUCCUGGGCGGCUGUAGCUGGGGAUGGAGGAUGGGGCAGCUAGGGGCCGGACCUAAGAAGGCUGUUCACACUCUGCUCUUGUCGCUUGCCUCUCACACCUCGUGACACACGCUGCCUGGUCUUGCUCAGGUGCCAGGAUUGCAACGUGGCUGUGCCAGCCAGGGAGAGGGCCCCACCUGCCACUGAUGCCACGUGCCCUCCAUCCUCCUCCUGCAGCCCCGCUGGGCGGGACAGUUGCAUCCAAGGAAAUGGGCCCCUUCCACUGUGAUCUCUUCCAGGGUUUUCGAUGGAAGACCUGCCUGCAGGAGCAGCUUGCGGGGUUGCAGGAUGCAGGAGAGAGUGUGUGGUGCUCUGUGCCUGGGCCCUCUGCUCUGGGGUCACCCUCCUCAUUGACUCAUUGGGAGCCUUCCUGGUGCAGACAGGGCAACCAGGAGCUGCGAAGCCCAGGGAAUGCACACAUGUGCACUGGAGCAGCUGCCCAUUCCGGGAGCCCAAUGGCCACCAAAACCUAGCAGGCUGCACAGUGUCCACUACUGGAAGCAGAGUUAUUAGAAAAGAUAGACCAAACAUAUUUAAUAAACGCAAUAAAUACCUUUUUACAUACAGAAAAAUAUUAUUAGCAAUAAGACCCAAGACAAAGAAACUACAGAAAAGAACCAAGACAAAAUAUGACACAGGAAAAAUGUAAUCAGUGAAUUAAAUACCACAUUAGAUUG